Messenger RNA from Ictalurus punctatus (channel catfish), 2787 nucleotides. RefSeq names its product fucolectin-1. The transcript is spliced from 8 exons. Bases 165 to 839 code for a protein of 224 amino acids. The record is from RefSeq and is a predicted model, not a curated record. NCBI's taxonomy places the organism in Eukaryota, Metazoa, Chordata, Actinopteri, Siluriformes, Ictaluridae.
UACAACUUUGUUAUAGACUGAUGUUUGAGGCAAACUUAUUUGCAUUUGUAAAGCACAAUGUGAAUUUGCCUUUUAAAUAAACUACACAUUCAUUUAGUGAUACACCAGGUGGACAGCUCCGAGUUUCAUGGGUCAAAGAGAUGAAGAGCAUGUAGAGCAAGAAAAUGGAGAAUUCACAGAGGCCCAUGCUUCUAUUUUUAGGGAUAUGCAUUUUCUCAUUGCAGUGGAUUCUGACCCAUGAGGAAGUCAAUGUGGCCUUAGGAGGAAUAACAACACAAUCUUCUUUAUAUCUUAACUAUUACCCUGGCUACUUUGCUAUCGAUGGCAACAGAGACUCUUACUUUAAUUCCUACUCAUGUUCCUGUACAAAUUCUGACUAUAACCCAUGGUGGAGGGUGGAUUUGUUGGCGAUGUAUGAUAUUAGCAGUGUAAUCAUCACUAACAGAGGGGACUGCUGUCCAAAACGGAUAAAUGGUGCUGAGAUUCGCAUUGGCAACUCCUUGGUCAACAACGGCAACAAUAACCCCAGAUGUGACGUUAUCUCUAGCAUCCCUGCUGGUGCCUCUGCAAAUUACACCUGCAAAAUGAGGGGUCGUUAUGUGAACAUCAUCAUUCCCAAUGUUAGCCAGUUUCUCACACUCUGUGAAGUGGAAGUCUAUGGGGUUCCAGUGCCUGUUACUAAGAGGGCAUUUCUGAGAUUAAAGUUUAACAGCAGUGAGGAUCUCAUGAACCCUACCGUGAGGGACAAAGUUCUUCAAAAGAUGAUAUCUGCGAAUGUCCAGCCAUCAGUGCUUCAUAUCCGUUGGACAAAGGAACCAGAGGUGGAAACUGAAACUUAAAGAACGGUGGCAAAAAUAUAUCUUAAACAAGAAGAAGUGGUGAAAGAACAAAAACAACAACAACAAAAAAACAUCAAAUGUGUGAGGUUUUAGGUGUAGCACUUGGAACUACUAGCCAACUGAUGCAAUACAUUUAUUAGUUAGAAGUACUAGAAUUGUUUGUUUGUUUGUUUUGGAAAUGUAUCUAUGAAAAACUAUUGUUAUUAGGCCUACAACAGCGUUCUUACAAGGUGCUUGAAGUGCUUGAUUUUGGCAUUUGGUAAUUUAAGUACUGGAAACACUUGAAAAUAGCCAUUUUUUUUUAUCUAACAGUGCUUAAAAAGUGCAAAAUCAGGAUUUUAGCAGUGCAGAGCAGCAGCUUUCAAAAGGUUUGAAAGUGACUGCUGCUGAACCUAUAGUCUUUUAUUGGGCCGCGGUUCAGUCACUAUUUCAUACUUGUUCUGUUGUCUGACAACAGAAACAGAAAAAAUACAUGAGAACAGCUAAAGUAAAUGAGAACAGCUUUAUUGGGAAUUUGGCUAUAAAGGGCUGACAUUAGGCAGAAGGAAAAUAUGAUGUAAUGAUGUAAUUAAUAUGCUAAUUAGCACAUGACAUCAUCUAGAAACGUUUGGACACAGUGCUCCUGUCACUCACUUGGAGUAUUUUAACAUUAUAGUGAAGAUGAAGCAAUGCCUGGGAAAUUCAAAUUUAGUCCAUCACAGCUGGGAAAAGGAGCUAUAUUAAAAUUGGCUGUGUUUAUUAUUAUUAUUAUUAUUAUUAUUAUUAUUAUUAUUAUUAUUAUUAUUAUUAUUAUUAUUAAUAUUUUUUGGAAUUUUAAAAAGAAGAAAUAAGGAAUGUUUGAAUGACAUCUCUUGUAUAGUCCAUGAAAACAAAAGCAUAAACAGUACUUGAAAAGUCCUUGAAAAUCCUGGCAUUUCAUUAUGAAGCAUCUGUACGGACUCUGCUACUAUGUACUAUGUGAUUGAUGUAUUAAACAUGACCCCUUGAUUUCUGUGUUUAGCAUAGUUAUACCUUGGAUUGAGUUUAAAAUAAUAGCUAGAUUUUCUGGUAGAGUGAUGCUGAUUAAGAUUCUCUGACAAAUAUUAUUCAGUAGAUAGAGUAUAUUCAGUAGUCUUUCUGGGAAAGUGAGAAUUUCUAGGUUAACAUAAAAGAAAAUAAAACACUCAAAUUAUCCUGGUUGUAAGAACUGCUCAUUCAGCUGUACACCUUUACAAUUUUCACUGCGGAUAUAUCAUGAGCUUUAUUGAAAGAAUAUAAUACUCCUAAUCCUCGUCACCUCCCAGCCAAUCAGUCAUCACAGUCUUGAUGAAAUUUGGUAUAGUUGGAAGCAUGUUUAAAACAUAGAAAGUGCUGAAAUCAUGUAAGAAUGAGGUUUUACUCACUGGCCUAAAUGUGUUCACUUUAAACUUUGUUCCUUCCCUUGAACACUUCCCAUGUUUGUAUAAUGAUGAUUUUCAGUACAGCACAUUACCAAUUAUUAAUGGGCUUUUAAUAUAUUUAUUUAUUUGUUUGUUUACUUAUGUGAGACAAUCAUGGGAUUUUGUAUUUAAUACAUGUUCUUUUUUAUGCUUUUACAUAAUUUUAUCUUAUUUGUCUCAUCCUUGUUCAUUCCCUUAAAUCAACAUUUCCCAUUGUUAGUAUCAGAAUCUUAUUUAACAUGCAACAUAUUCAAUAAUCUGUAAUGAAGACUCAAUAAAGAAAUUCUCAUUACACAGAGUAUCCAGAAUGUUUCUGAAACACUUCAGCCUAUGAUUAGCCAUAAAUUCGUGGGAGGACAUUGUAGCAGUCUCUGAGGAUUUCUUCUUAUCACACCACUGUAAAAACCCAAACCACUAAAUACUGGCUUCUUCUUUUAAUUUGAUUGUCAGUGCUCAACUCAAACCAACAACUGAAUCAUUACAAAUAUCAGGAAUGAUUGUGUUUGAAAUAAACCACUGAUUAUAUCCUA